Gongylonema pulchrum is the source of this 486-nucleotide messenger RNA. The record is from the annotation of a GenBank genome assembly. NCBI's taxonomy places the organism in Eukaryota, Metazoa, Nematoda, Chromadorea, Rhabditida, Gongylonematidae.
AUGACUGAAAAACGCACUAGCGACGGGGGCUUCGCAUACAUUGAUGAUGGCAAUGAACGUAAAGAAGGGGCCAUUGGGAAGGAAGUGCAGGAAGUUGAAAUAACAUUUGAUCAGGAUGCAAAUUCGAAUGGAUUUCCGAAACCGAGUUUCGAAGCGGCUUCCAACCGGAUAGCGCUGUCCAAUCGGCAGCUGAAAGCUCGGCUUCGGCGAUAUAAUUUGGGUUUCGUGCUUGAUCUAAAUCCGGACCUGCAGAUGGCCAAUGUCUCCCAUGGAGUUAUACUGAUGGCACACAAUAUUACACAUAUAAUAAACUGUGCGACGGGAGUGAAGAAUAUUUUCUUGGGUAAAAUCAAGUAUCUAACACUUGAUGUGCUGGAUUUGCCGUGGACAAAUCUUGAGCAGUAUUUUGAUGAAUGCCAUGAAUUCAUGCGAAAAGCCGUUGAUGGUGGUGGAAAUGUAUGUUUUUGCAAGUAUAGUUUUUGCUGA